AUACGUAAUAUUAAUUCUAAAAUCGAAUAAGAGAUCGCAGUUUAUCGUAAUUCGUUGUAACGUUUAUAUAUCAUUAUCCGUUUUGUUUGCAUAGAAGGUAGAAACUCAAAAUGCCGAAGAAGCAAAAAAGUCACAACGCAUUUUAUUAUUUUAUGUUAGAGUGGAGAAAACGUAAAGAAAGAGAGGGUCAUGUUUAUGCAAAUUUUCUGGAAGUUCGAAAUGAUCCCGAAUGUAGUGAGGCAUGGAAGGAAUUAUCACCCUAUGAGAAACAAGUUUAUAUAGAUUUAGCAAAUGAAAAGAAACUUAAACUAACUUGCAAGGGUAAAAGAACUAAUAUCGGGGAGUCUGUAAUUCUUGUCAAAGAACAAGAACGUGAGUUAACAGAGUUUAAGUUAAAAAUGCGGAAAUAUAUAAUAGAUCAUGUUAAUGAAGGUCUAACGAGUAAUAAAUUGAGUGAAUAUAAAUUUUAUUUUUUACACUUUAAUUGGCUUUAUAUUACCCAAGAUAAGAAAAUAUACGCACCUGUUGAAUAUGCUGUUGGAGUAUUUUCAUUAAAACAUGGUAUUGAAAAAUAUCAUCAUAAGCUUAUCUAUAUAAAACCUGAUUUAGGAUAUACUUGGGAAUCCUUAGAAACUAGCCGAUGUAGUCAUAAAAUUCCUCUUGAAUUUUCUGAAGGUGAAAAAGAUUUUCACAAUUUGUAUAUGGAUUUAAUAGAAUUCUUAAAACCAGAUAUGAUUGAUAAUCAAUAUCCACCAUUUUUUGUGAUAAAUAAUAUCAAUAAAGGUGUACAAUCGCUUCUCAAUCAAUUAACAGAAGCAGCAGAAUGUGAUAAUACAUUUAUGGUAUAUUCAAUUGAAUUUUUAUAUACCACAUUGCGUAAUGCUACGCUUAGUAAAAAAUGUAAUCCGGAAGAUUUCAUUCCCAUUCCAGAAAUUAUUGGGGAACAAGAAUUUAUGACUGACAAAUAUUCAUUCGAGAGAAAUAUUGAAUGUGACUAUCAUAAGAAUAUAGAUGGAGGAAGUCAAUUUUGCAGUUUGGCAAUAAUAAAACGAUGGGCAUAUACUAUUUGUGAUUACUGUUGUCAUGAAUUAGGAAUUGAAUUAAUUCCUGGCAUUCAUUGUUCUUCUAGUCGGAUGAAAAAUAUUUUAUGCGAUAAGUUACAGAAUAUUUCAUUGAAUACUAAACGAUACAAUGAUACAAAAUUAUGUUCAUCUGAAGUAAAUCGGGAUUAUAAAUGUAAAGUUUCUAAAAGCAGUAUAGAAGAAGAAUCAAAGCUUAAAAGAAAUAAGAACGAAAAACCGUUAACAAUAAUUGACUAUGCUAAAAUUAACGAAUUACCAUCAUCAUCUUCGGUUUCUCAUUCUGUUAAAUUUGAAAGACCACUUAGACCUCCAAAUACAAAAAGUUUUGCUGCUGUUGUUGCUGGCUCUAGUAAAAAUAUUGAAAAUCAAGAUUUUUCUGAUGUGAACACUCUAUUAGCCAGAGGAAGAGGAUUGAAAAGAACAUCGAACAUGACUAAAUAUGUUACUGGAAGAGGACACGGAGCCAUUUAAUCACAAGCCAAAUAUAUAUACUUUUAAUUAAGAGAUAUUGAAACAUAUUAAUUUUUCUACUUACAUGUGUAAUAUGUAAUAAUGUUUAACGCGUCAGUAUUAUUUUUCUAUUAAUAGGCGAAGAUAAUAAUUUAAUUAGAAACGAAAGAAAUUAAAAGAAAUAUUUACUAUAUGAUUUAUAGACGUGGUGAUAAUUCAUCGAAAAUAUUAUACGAUAAUUAUUAAGAGAG
Vespa velutina is the source of this 1783-nucleotide messenger RNA. Its product is annotated as protein maelstrom 2. Lineage: Eukaryota; Metazoa; Arthropoda; Insecta; Hymenoptera; Vespidae. The record is from RefSeq and is a predicted model, not a curated record. Gene Ontology annotation, cellular component: P granule; nucleus. The transcript is spliced from 10 exons. Gene Ontology annotation, biological process: spermatogenesis; negative regulation of DNA-templated transcription; piRNA processing. The coding region runs from base 111 to 1553 and encodes 480 amino acids. Gene Ontology annotation, molecular function: sequence-specific DNA binding.